Molecule: messenger RNA, 642 nt
Organism: Capsicum annuum
Lineage: Eukaryota; Viridiplantae; Streptophyta; Magnoliopsida; Solanales; Solanaceae
Product: vegetative cell wall protein gp1-like
Exons: 1
Source: RefSeq, a predicted model, not a curated record
CCAGCGUCAUCACCAUUACCAACAUUGUCACCAUCACUAACACCAUCACCAUCCCCAAGGUCAUCAUCACCAACAUCAUCACCAUCACCAUCCCCAGCAUCAUCACCAUCCCCAGCAUCAUCACCAUCCCUGGCAUCAUCACAAUCCCUGCCAUCAUCACCAUCACCGGCAUCAUCACCAUCCCUGGCAUUAUCACCAUCACCGGCAUCAUCACCAUCACCGGCAUCAUCACUAUCACCGGCAUCAUCACCAUUAUCAUCCGCAGCAUCAUCACCAUCCCCAGCAUCAUCACCAUUACCAGCAUCCUCACCAUCCCCAGCGUCAUCACCGUCACCAGCAUUAUCACCAUCCCCAGUAUCAUCACCAUCUUCAGCCUCAUCGCCAUCUCCAUCAUCAUCACCAUCACCAGUAUCAUCACCAUCACCAUCCCCAGCAUCAUCACCAUCCUCAGCAUCAUCACCAUCCUCAGCCUCAUCACCAUCACCAGCAUCAUCACCAUCACCAUCCCCAGCAUCAUCACCAUCCUCAGCAUCAUCACCAUCCUCAGCCUCAUCACCAUCACCAGCAUCAUCACCAUCACCAUCCCCAGCAUCAUCACCAUCCUCAGCAUCAUCACCAUCCUCAGCCUCAUCACCAUCACCA